AUGUCCGGCGGUCGCGGCGACGGCGCAGCCCGAACCUACACCUACCACACCUACAGGAUAGUCGGGGAGACGACGGUCGAGCAGUACCCCUCUGUCGUGCAGGUGGACUUCCUGUUGCCCAACAUUGGGUGGGAUCAGAUGUGCGCCGGCACCAUCCUCACGCCCUUAGUCGUGGUCAGCGCUGCUAACUGCUUUCUCGGGAACGUAGCCGCAGAACGUAGGCGCAUCCGAGCGGGUUCCUCCAUCAGGAACUCCGGGGGCACCAUCAUCGGCCUGCGCUCGUACCGGAACCACCCGGAGUUCCAGAUCCAGCAAUCCAUUUCAUCAAUCAUGAAUAAUAAUAUGAUGAAAAAAAACGCCGCGGUCAUCAGUCUGCUGUACCUGGCGCAGCAGCUGGUGUUCAGCGCCUCGGUGCAGCCGGCGUCCAUCCCGCCGAAGGAGCAUCUGCCCAGCGGCUCGUCGGUCACCCUCGCCAGCUGGGGACGCAGCGUGGUUAUGUCAUACGGUGGAUUGUUUAAGAUGAAUGUCUGUGUCAAUGAGGAACCUUACUCCUUCCGAGGGAGAAAGUAUUAA
Molecule: messenger RNA, 573 nt
Organism: Plutella xylostella (diamondback moth)
Lineage: Eukaryota; Metazoa; Arthropoda; Insecta; Lepidoptera; Plutellidae
Source: RefSeq, a predicted model, not a curated record